Cyprinus carpio (common carp) is the source of this 3831-nucleotide messenger RNA. Its product is annotated as coenzyme Q-binding protein COQ10 homolog B, mitochondrial-like. Gene Ontology annotation, cellular component: mitochondrion. Gene Ontology annotation, biological process: ubiquinone biosynthetic process; cellular respiration. Gene Ontology annotation, molecular function: ubiquinone binding. NCBI's taxonomy places the organism in Eukaryota, Metazoa, Chordata, Actinopteri, Cypriniformes, Cyprinidae. The record is from RefSeq and is a predicted model, not a curated record.
UUCGAGACGGGAAAAGAGUUCUCGACGGAAGGAGGCGAGAGAGAGGCAAAGUGAAGAUGGCGAGAGGCUCCCGGUGUUUGAGAAGAGCGGUAGUGGAGUGUAUCAGAAACCUACCAUUCACAGCCAGUCGAGAAACACCGGGCAGGAAUGGAGUGAGAUAUCUGUCUUCAUGUGGGAUUCUGAUGACUCGAGUGCCGCCCCUCUUCAGGGCUGUGUCGGGUCGUGCUGUGGUGGCUCCAGCCAGGAGCUUCUUCAACCUCUCAGAGUCCUUUAACAAGAGAAAGGAGUACUCUGAAAGACGUAUCAUUGGGUACUCGAUGCAAGAAAUGUAUGAGGUUGUGGCCAAAGUAGAAGACUACCUGCUGUUUGUGCCCUGGUGCAAACGCUCAGACGUUAUAUUCCGCCGCUCUGGAUUUUGCAAGGCCAAGCUGAUGGUGGGCUUCCCUCCUGUGGUAGAAAACUACACCUCGCUCGUUACUACAGUGCGCCCGCAUUUAGUCAAGGCAUCUUGCUCUGAAGGAAAACUUUUCAAUCACUUGGAGACGGUGUGGCGCUUCAGCCCUGGUCUUCCUGGCUACCCCCGUACAUGCACCCUUGACUUUUCUAUUUCCUUUGAGUUCCGCUCGCUCCUGCAUUCUCAGUUGGCCACCGUUUUCUUCGACGAGGUCGUGAAGCAGAUGGUGUCGGCCUUUGAGCGGCAAGCGUCCAAGCUGUACGGCCCGGAGACACAGAUCCCACGCGAACUGAUGUUCCACGAGGUCCACCACACGUAGUACAUUCCACAGCUUCAGACGGAUGGGGAGGGGGUUGUUGUUCAGGGAACUGGGGGUUUUACUGAAAGCAUACAUUUAGAGUAUUACAAAGACAGUUGAGAGAGCAGGAGCUCUGUGUGCCUGAAUAUCCUCAGUGCCUGGUCAAAAAAAACAAAAACAGUUGAUUUAAAAAAAAAUGUAUGCUUAAAAAAAACAAAUGAGGCUGGAUCUUUUCAUGGAGAGCUUGAUUGUGCUCACUGAGCCCUGCUCCACUACCUCCAUGUUAACUUUUUAAAACCCGCUAUCAGGAUGGCACCUUGAGCCGUAUAUUUUUAAUAUGAGGACCUUGAGAUGGUUUUUAAAACCGCUGCCAAAAACCAUAAUGGCUUCAUGAAUGGCACAAUAGACAAAGGUCAAGGGUUUCUACGAGAGGACAUUAUUUUGAGAUAUUUUAUGGAAAGAUUGUCAUGUUACACAGUUUAUACGACAGGUGAGUGAUGUAUUUAUUGAAAAGCUUUUAGUUGAUCCUUUAAGAUUUCAAGAAAGGGACGAGGAGACUCAACUUGAGUGUGUGCGUCGCGUGCAGAAGACUGACUGUUGCUGCAGCCAAAUGCACAAAGUGCUAUUAGGGUAUCAAGGCUAUACACUGGACAUCAGGUCUGUUGUAUUCUUGCAUACCAGCACAAAAAAGGGCAUGAAAAAUAAAUGCUACGAGGCUCCCUUUCACCACACUGUCUUGCGUUAUACCAUUUUGCACAGUUUAGUUCUGGCAGUGGUGCUCCAGUUCACUCCUCAGAUGAUUUUAAGUGUCCAGAUUAAAGACUGCUUUUCUCUCCUAGAGGUGUGCAAUAUGUUUGUAUGUUGUUUUUAACAGACUGCUCACCCAUCUAUGAUAUCCACUGCUUCUAAAAGGACCCAAACUCUGGGAAACUUGGAAAACCUUUCCCAGAGCUCUCAUCAGAUUGUAGUGAGGUAUCCGUCAACAUAGACCUUUAAAGAUUCCAGUCCAUACCCUGCUCGCUUCCACAUGCUUACUGCCUUUUACAGAGAAGGUUUCAUAUUAUUUAUCAUUAUCUUAAAAACAUGUAUACGAGUAUCCUGUAUUUAUUUUGGUUAUGGGUUAAUCCACGUGUACAUAUCCAGUGUAAGACCACAGACUAAACUUUAGUGUACAAUUGAGCUAUAUAAAAAAAACAAAUGGAUAAAUCUUUUUUUUUUCUUAUCUUUCUUUUGGGGGUGGGGGGGGUCUCUUUGUUUUAAUUGAGGCGUUUUAAUGAGUGUGUUGUGGGUGAAUAUAUAUCCUGCCUGCAUGGUUUAUAAACUAUUUUUAUAUGUAAAAAAUAGCCUUGUGUCUGUUUGUUUACCAACAUCUGGUUCUGACUAGUUUCCACAUUUAAAAUGAGGUGAUCAUGUGAGGGAUAAUAUUAGAAGGCUUCUGAGUAACCUGUGUCAUGACCCCUAGUGGCCAGUGACAGUGAUGGCCCUCUUUGGCUCUGUUCCAAUUCAAUAUUAGCAUUAUGCAAAUUGUGCAGGAUAUACAGUAUGCUGCCUACUACUAUUAUUUUUAAAUAGUAUGUAAAAAUGUGCAUCCUGCUCACAGAAUACAUCCUGAAGAAAUACUAAUUAAUAGUUUUGUUAUAAUAUUAUUUCAAAAUAGCCAUUGGAAUAGUAAUUAACUAAGCAGAUAGAAGUAUUAUUGUAAUCUAAAGGAACACAUUCAGAAAAUAUUAUUUGUAAGUGAUUACUGAAAGUUACUAAAACACUUUUAAAUGCCCCGUAUAACAUUUUUUUCAUUAGCAGCCACAGCAGAGUGUGAACAAGCCAAUAUUUUUUUUGUUAUUCACUGGUAAUUUCAAAUGUGAAUGCAGGUUGCAAAUCAUUGAAGGCUGAAGGGUGAACAUCUACUUUAAUUACUUAUUAAAAGAGAGUGUUGCUGUAUUAUUCACGUAAUUGUCAACAAGUCCACGACUUAACAUGAAAUCAGAAUGAACCGUUUCUUAACAUGUUCGUAGUCCUAUCAGUACAUAUGAUAAAGGAAUAAAAUGUGUCUAAAUGUAGUUUGCUUCACUUCUAAGAUAAUAGCCUUUGCAGACGUCACCGAGGCUUUGGAAGGGAGUAGUUUGGUAUGGAAUGCCCACUUUUCACAAUCCAAUCCAUUCUCAAAAAUCAAGGCUUGGCCUUAGUUGCGAGUGCCAUUUAAUGCCUAAUUAAUGAUAAAAUGUGUUAAUUGUCAGGCUAUAACACCAUAAGUUUAGUUGAUUUCUACAAAUAAUUUUAAUGUAAAAUCUUUCUGACAAGGAAGCCACUGAUUGGCUGGGACAUCAACAGGACAAAACUCAUUUCUUUGUGAACACUGAAUUUUAUUAAAUAAAAAAUACAGAAUUAAUGACUAUAUUGUACAAAACAUUGUUGGAUGAUCAUUGUUGCACAUUCAUAGAGAAUGUAGCUUUAAAAACAAACAAGUAAUUCUCUUAAUGAACAGCAGUUUUUUUUUAAACACUAUUCUGUACCACUACUCAGAAGUUAGAUCUUUAGAAUAACGUCACACUAAAUGGAUUUAAUAUUUUGUUGGGCAUACACUUGCAUGGCUGUUGUAAAAACUGCUGUGCAACAAGUUCACCCAUCCCUCCACUCAACCUUCCUACCAAACUCUAGUCUUGACCAAAAGAUGUUCAACCCUCAGAUUUCAAAGGGACAGUUCACUCAAAAAUGAAAAUUGUCAUCAACCAAAAGAGAAAAAAAAAGUCCAUCAUGCUGUUUAAUGUUGUUUUGGACCUCUCUGACUUUCAAAAUAUAUAGUGUUCCACAGAAAAAAAUAAGUCAUAGAGGUUUAGAAAAACAUGAAGGUAGGUAAAUGAGUAAAUGACAGUUUUUGUUUUUUGUAGAAAUAUCCCUUAAAAAAAAGAAAACAGGAACACAGAAAAACAUCACAGUUCUUUAAGCCGAUAUCAACAUAUUUCUAUUCCGUGAGAAAAAUUGAAGUAACAACUGAAGGCAAAAUAAGUACUUGCUUCGUCACAGUUGUGUAAUCCUCAAAUGAGGGGUUUAUUUUUAUAUUAAACAAUGAACAGCGUACAAA